This is a messenger RNA of Papaver somniferum (opium poppy), 745 nucleotides long. RefSeq names its product non-specific lipid-transfer protein A-like. Gene Ontology annotation, molecular function: lipid binding. Gene Ontology annotation, cellular component: membrane. NCBI's taxonomy places the organism in Eukaryota, Viridiplantae, Streptophyta, Magnoliopsida, Ranunculales, Papaveraceae. Gene Ontology annotation, biological process: lipid transport. The transcript is spliced from 2 exons. The record is from RefSeq and is a predicted model, not a curated record. Bases 39 to 404 code for a protein of 121 amino acids.
CCGUCUGACCCAGUGAAAGACACAACUCCAUCGAAAAUAUGAUGAAGACCCAAAGGAUAGUUAUAAGUGUUCUUUUGGUUGCGGUAAUGGCGCAUCUGAUGAUAAUGACAGAACCAACUGAAGCUUUCACUUGUUUGGAUGUGGCUCCGAACUUAGCUGCUUGUAUUAGUUACUUGUCUGGUAUAGAUUCAAGGCCAUCACAGAUUUGUUGCGGCGGAGUUACAAGGGUAAGGGGAAUGUGUGUGACUACAGGCGACAGACGUCUUGCCUGCAACUGCAUCAAAGGAGUAGCUACCCGCAUCAGUGUCAUCAAAGAAAGUGCUGUUGCUUCUCUUCCCAUUGCUUGCAACCAACCUCUUCCCUUCCCUAUCUCUACCUCGUUCGACUGCGACUCGAUUCCGUAGGCUGUAGGAUAAGCAAAAUAAAGGGGGAGAGGACACCUACUAAUAGCCCCCUAACAUCUCUAUGGCGGAUAAAUAAGCAGCAGUAGAAAGAUAAAUAGCUUCUAAGCCAGAAUGUCGUUUGUGCCCGGAUCAUAAGACAGCGCCAGGAAAAUGUGCUUCAAUUUUUAAUCUUGCACUGAAACUGUAGUUAUGUUCUACGUCUGUCAAAUGUCCAGUCUUUAUUAGAAAUCAACAUAAUUUAAUGCUCAAUGGAACCCUUUAUAAAUUCAGAUUGCUCCCUCACUAAAUCAAGUAAGAGCUUGUAUAUGAUCUUGGUUGACCAGAAUGAAUCAAAUUGCUCA